Molecule: messenger RNA, 2793 nt
Organism: Syngnathus acus (greater pipefish)
Lineage: Eukaryota; Metazoa; Chordata; Actinopteri; Syngnathiformes; Syngnathidae
Gene: gpr155a
Product: G protein-coupled receptor 155a
Exons: 16
Coding region: 304-2724 (806 amino acids)
Biological process (GO): transmembrane transport; intracellular signal transduction; G protein-coupled receptor signaling pathway
Cellular component (GO): membrane
Molecular function (GO): G protein-coupled receptor activity
Source: RefSeq, a predicted model, not a curated record
GUGAUUGGUCGACUUUAUGUCGACGCUUCUUGUAUUACGAAAGUCAACAGGCAGGCAAGUCAUGUAAGAAAGCACCUUUGCCCAUUUGCGUCGUUAUCUUAGCCUGAUUAAGUUUCUCACCGUUCGGCGUUUGUGUCAGUGUCGUUUGUUUGCUUUUCACCGGCCCACUUUAGCUCGCGGGCUAACAAGCAUGGCUACUCCCACCGGGCUUUCACUGACACGAGGAGACAGAACAUAGCAAUCUGAGUCAUGACGUCAUUACGACCUCAACCCAUGCGUGACUGCUGACAUUGGUGAAAGAAAAUGGCUCUCUUUACGACCGCUGCUACUAUCUUUCCACAUGGGGAUGGAGACCCAACGGACCCCUCUGUCCCAUCAUCCAGAAUAUCCAUCGAAAAGCUCCUCCCGGCUCUCUUUCAGUGCUUCGGCAUCAUCCUUUGUGGCUACAUAGCCGGCAGGGCCCGAAUCAUAACAUCCUCCCAAGCCAAAGGUUUAGGCAAUUUUGUCUCCAAAUUUGCUCUGCCCGCACUUCUUUUUAAGAACAUGGUGCUGCUGGACUUUGGGAACGUCAUCUGGCCCUUCAUCUGGAGCAUCCUCAUCGCUAAAGCAUCUGUGUUUGCCAUCGUUUGCGUCCUGACGCUGGUUGUUUCCAGUCCGGAGAGUCGCUACAGCAAAGCCGGGCUCUACUCUAUAUUUGCCACCCAAAGCAACGACUUUGCUCUGGGCUACCCAAUUGUUAAAUCUCUAUACGAGAGCACGCAUCCAGAAUACGUUCAGUACAUCUACUUGGUGGCGCCCGUGUCGCUAAUGCUGCUCAAUCCCAUCGGCUUUGCCUUUUGUGAGGUCCACAGAUGGAAGGAACGGCGAGAGCACCAGCAGGGCAAACUUCUCAUCGCGGGCCAAGUGGUGCUCCACGUUCUCCGCAACCCGAUUGUCUUCAUGGUCAUCAUUGGCAUCGGGGCCCAUUUUAUCCUACACCAAAAGAUUCCGGCUUUCAUGGAGGACUUUGUGGAUGGUUUGGCUACCUCCUUUGGAGGCGCGGCUUUGUUCUACUUGGGUCUGUCCAUGGCGGGGCAGCUGAAGAAAUUAACCAGGUCCACUGUUGUGACGCUGAUAUUACUCUUGACUGCGAAGUUGUUGCUGUUGCCUCUGAUUUGUAAAGACAUGGUGGAUCUUCUCGACAACACCAACCCCUCCAACCAAUCCAGCCUCUCCAAUUACGCUUUUCUCUACGGAGUAUUUCCCACGGCGCCCAGCGUCGCCAUCUACGCUACGUAUUACAACGCCCAGCUGGAAGUGGUUAUUUCCGGGAUGGUGAUUAGCACUUUGCUCUCAGCUCCAAUAAUGUUUACCUCCGCCUGGCUGCUUACCCUCCGCCAGAUGGAUCCUCGGCUUCUGAUGAGCACGUUGCAAGAUGUCAGCUUUGAUAUAAGCAUCGUCUGUUUAGUGACACUGCUGUGGACCAUCGCCGUCAUGUUUUUUAGGAAGAAGUACAAGAGGCCGCCUCACUUGUUCACAACCAACCUUUUCGUGGCACAGUUACUCACUUGUUUGGGAAUGAUCGUGUGGAAAUUUGUGGCGAGAAGACACGACUUUGUCGGCCAGAUAUUGUCUUUCACGCUUCUGUGCACCUCGCUCUAUUGCACUUAUAUUUGGCCAGGCAUCAUUGCACUCUCUAUUGUACUCCUGAGAAGGUUUGAGCAUCGCAAGGUUUCGUCUGGCUGGUUUCUUAUUGCGGGCUGGGGGAUCCCUGCAUUCAUAACUGCCGUGUUGCUCAUCUGCGGGGAAAAACUCCCGAACACCUUGGAUUCGUCGCUCUUUUACAGCAAACCGCAAAUCAUCUGCAGCACUUUUGUGCUAUCCGUCAGUAUACUACUAUUGGGAGGGUGCUUGGUGUUUCUCAGUCGAGAAAGCUGGGCACAAAAAGACCAAAAUCGGGAGGAGAAUACGUCCGACGAAGACCUCGUGACUGAACAAGAUAAUCACGCUCUGUUUGAACCAGAAGACCAGUCAGCAGAUCCCAACACAGUGUGCGAAUGUCCGCCAUCCCAGCCCAUGCUCAUCACAAGUUUGAACCCCACGACAAACACACUCGCAGGUCAAAGUGAGAAUUGCAAUGAUUCAAACGUGUGCCUCGAGUUCCGAGUGGAAGAGCACCAUUGGGAUGAAGAUAGACAAGUGGCCCGUCAUGUGCUCUUGUGUUUGCUUCUGGCUGUCGGCUCGCUAGUUAACUUGUCCAGCUGUGUGUGGUUGCUCUUGUACCAAGACCCGGGUCGACUUUACGUGGAGCUGCAGUUUUUUUGUGUGGUGGCCAACUACGGGCAGGGCUUUGUCUCCUUUGCUCUGUUUGGCCUGGACAAACAUCUCAUCAUACUGCCGUUUUGGAGAAGGUUACGCACACUUUGGUAUGGAAAAAGACAAGAAGAGCAACCACAAAGUAACGUGAGCGAGGAGAUCAGGAUGACGUGCACUGACUUCAUCAAAAACCAUAAAGAGCAGUGUUUUCACGACAUUGUCAGGAAGAAAAGGUGUGGGGUGAGGACAAUGGUGGACUGUUUCCUGGGCUGUGAAUUUGUGGAGUGGCUGCAGCAGGCGGGCUUGGCUCAGGAUGGAGACACGGCCGUACUCUACGGCACCCAUUUGCUGCAGGGCGGCGUUCUUCAGCACAUCGAGGAGGAACGCGCCUUCCAAGACGCUGCCAUAUUUUACUCCUUUGUGACCUAAGCCGUCACCCAGUGAGUACUUGAACUUCGGCGCUGUAUGAAGGUGGCUACGCUUCAAAAAGCGCUUAAG